Didymodactylos carnosus is the source of this 414-nucleotide messenger RNA. The record is from the annotation of a GenBank genome assembly. Lineage: Eukaryota; Metazoa; Rotifera; Eurotatoria; Philodinida; Philodinidae.
AUGCAAUGUUUCGAAGUAGUCCACGAUGAUGAUAUAGCAAUGUAUAGACAUGCAUAUGUUUGUGCAGUUUUGGUAUCUAAUCUGUAUCCUGGUCACUCACUAAGACGUGGCGCUGCUGCUAUCGCGGCUUCCGUCGGUAUACCACAACACAUUAUUCAAGCAUUAGCUAGAUGGGCAACAGCAUCGUCUUUGUUACCGUUAGAAAAACGCAUCAAACAACUGGAAGAUGAGUUAUUUGAACUAAAAUUAGCCCAUGAUGAUUUAGCUACCUUUGACAGACGGGCUGAUUUACGAUUCUAUGGUUUACCAGAACAAGAUGGAGAAGAUACAUGUCAACUUAUCAUUCAAACAUGUGCUUCUAUUGGAGUAUUGCAGUCUAUUGGAGACCAGAUUGAUCAGUUAUUAGAUGAUUGA